Psilocybe cubensis is the source of this 339-nucleotide messenger RNA. RefSeq lists its product as uncharacterized. Lineage: Eukaryota; Fungi; Basidiomycota; Agaricomycetes; Agaricales; Agrocybaceae. The transcript has 4 exons. Gene Ontology annotation, cellular component: cytosolic large ribosomal subunit; ribosome. Gene Ontology annotation, molecular function: structural constituent of ribosome. The coding region runs from base 1 to 339 and encodes 112 amino acids. The record is from RefSeq and is a predicted model, not a curated record. Gene Ontology annotation, biological process: cytoplasmic translational elongation.
AUGCGUAACAUUGCUGCAUACCUUCUCCUCCAGGCCGGUGGAAACGAAAACCCCACCGCCGCUGACAUCAAGAAGCUCCUUGCUGUUGUCGGCAUUGAGACUGACGAAGCCCGCCUUGACACCCUCAUCUCUGAGCUCAAGGGCAAGUCGACCGCUGAGCUCAUCGCUGCCGGAUCUGCCAAGCUCGCUUCCGUUCCUUCCGGAGGAGGAGGAGGAGCAGCUGUUGCCGCUGCCCCCGCUGCCGGUGGAGCUGCGCCCGCCGCCGAGGAGAAGAAGGAGGAGAAGGCUGAGGAGAAGGAGGAAUCUGACGACGACAUGGGCUUCGGAUUGUUCGAUUAG